Molecule: messenger RNA, 1217 nt
Organism: Andrographis paniculata
Lineage: Eukaryota; Viridiplantae; Streptophyta; Magnoliopsida; Lamiales; Acanthaceae
Exons: 1
Coding region: 199-1002 (267 amino acids)
Cellular component (GO): plasma membrane
Source: RefSeq, a predicted model, not a curated record
GGUGUGGACUCCUAGGUUUUUAUGUUCUGGUAGCUUCCAAGAACCACUCCCUACCAAAAGCUGCUUUUUGCUAUCUCCUUAAAAAAUUUAAUCCACUUGGCCAAUUCUAUUUAAAGAAAUAAUAAGCCAUGUUUGUUUCUCUUCUCAUUCCUCCAGGCUGAGGGUUUCUUAAACAAUUCUUUCAUUCACUAGACAUAGAUGGAUCUCCCUCUCCCCCUACCACCCCCACCCCCCUAUAAACCUCCAUCCCACAGGCAAACCAAGCCAUCUCCUCUUCGUCAGAUAGUCCUCUCUAAUGGUGCCAGGAAUCAGAAGAUUUCAACACCUGAAGCGCCACACAACAGCACUAAAGUCUCAACACGAGAGCGGCAAGAUACGCCACAGAACAGGGCUAAGCUAAAAACAAGGGAGCAGCCAAUUCUCCAACAUCCUAAGAAGACUAAUCCAAUAGUAUGGUGUGGUGCAAUCCUAUGUUUGCUCUUCAGCCUACUUCUCAUCUUCUUUGGCAUCAUGACUCUAAUAAUCUAUGUGGGUAUUAAGCCAAGGAAUCCUGUGUUCGACACACCAGAAGCAAGACUUAGUGUCAUCUACUUGUAUUCACCGGAAUUUUUGAAUAGUGAUAUAAUAUUUCUUGCUAAUUUUUCUAACCCGAAUAGGAAAUUGGAAGUUAGAUUUGAUAACCUGCACAUUGAACUUUACUUCUCAGAGACGUUGAUAGCGAGCCAAGUUCUUCAGCCAUUUAGUCUAAGGCCGAGAGAAGUGCGGGUGUCACCAGUGCAUUUGCUGUCAAGCUUGGUCUAUCUGCCUCCAAACCUUGCUCUUGAACUGCAAAAGCAGGAGCAGAGGAAUCAAAUAGUUUACAAGGUAAAAGGAAUUUUCAGGGUCAAAGUUAAGCUUGGGAUAGUUCAUUAUUCUUACUGGUUGCAUGCAAAAUGUCAAAUGGAGAUGACGAGUCCACCGGCGGGUGUCCUAAUACGGCAUAGCUGCAUAACCAAAAGAUGAGAGGCAGGAACACUCUUUUUCUUUAAGAUCGAACUAAAUGAAUAUUUUCUACUUCAAAGAUAUUAGAUACAAAAAGGUCGAAACACACACUGCUUGAAAGAUGCGGAAGGCUUGUGUUCUAUGAUAGGCUUACAAAUUUGGCACACUUGUAUACAGCAAAAGACUUAAAUAUAAUCUAAUGAUUGUAUAUGUAUAGAUAAUUUGAUAAUUUCAAA